UAAUCGCGUAAAAUAGGAUAGAAAAAAGAUAUAAAAAACAUAGAUCCAAAUAAAGAUAUAUGCCCUUGUUGUGGUUGUAUAAUAGAAACUAAUUAAUUAGAUAUAAAUAUAGAUAUUUAAGAAUUAGGAUUUUUAGGAAGUGGCAUACCUUUAUAUUUUUAUUUUACUUAAUAUUGUUAUUUUUUUUGGGAAUAAUUUUAUUCGUUUCAUGUAUAUAUGGAUUAGUAAAAAACAUUACAGGAAAAAUAUGUGAAAUAAAAUUUGAUUGUUAGAGCAAUUUUUUAAAUAUGCUUAGUAUUACAAAUAGAGAUUUUAAAAUAGAUAAUAUUUAAUCAAUUUUGAAUUUAGUAUCGACUAUUUUAUUAAUUUUAUCUACUUUUAUUUUGAAUAAAAAAAUGAUUAAUUUAAAUAAUUAUAUAGACGAAAAUAAUAUUACUCCGACCGAUUUUACUGCCGUUUUUAGUAAUAUUGAUAGUAAUAUAUCAGAAAAAGAACUUUAAGACUAUAUUUAAAAUACUUCUAAUUGUAAAGUCGUUAAAGUUAUUUUCGGUUACGAUAUUUCUUAAUAUAUAAUUUUAAAAAGUAAAAAAUAAAUUGCUUAUAAUUAGAAACUCAAAUAUGAGAAUUAGGAAGAAAAAAAGAUUAAGCUUUAGAAUUAGAAUAAUAAAUUAAUGAAUUAGAUAAAUAAAUAAAUGAAUAUGAACAAAAUAGUAAUUUUUAAUA
Molecule: messenger RNA, 723 nt
Organism: Ichthyophthirius multifiliis
Lineage: Eukaryota; Ciliophora; Oligohymenophorea; Hymenostomatida
Exons: 3
Source: RefSeq, a predicted model, not a curated record